AUGGAAAUGACAUUAAACCUGAAGGAAUUGGUGCAACAUAAAAGUUCUGCCAAGGACUUAAAGUCAAAAUGCAAAGAAAUCAAAGAGAGAAUCACACCAGGAGAUGUGAAUGUGAAAAUCCAGUCAUUGAAUGGGCCUCCUGUUAAUAAUCCUACUUUCAAUGUACUUGAUUAUGCUGCUACUGCGAAUGGCCAAACUAAUGAUUCAAAAUCUUUUCUCAAAGCAUGGAAGGAUGUUUGUGAAGCAACACAAGACAGUCCAACCCUCUUAAUUCCUAAAAACAAAACAUUCAUGCUGCAACCUGUGACUUUCAUGGGUGAGUGCAAGUCUUCAACCAUUAACGUCAAGAUUGAAGGAAGGUUAAUUGCGCCAAGAGGAGUGAUCGAUUGGAAAUGGGAAGGAGUCAAAAAGGGCAGGUGGAUACAUUUUAGUGACAUAAAAGGGCUGCUUGUGAAUGGAAGAGGACUUAUGGAUGGCCAAGGUGCCCCAUGGUGGGACUGUUUUCAUGAAUCCCGAUGUAAGAGGCCUGAUAUGGCUUUGAGUUUUCGCAGGUGUGAAAAUCUACAACUUAAGGAGCCUACUCAUAUAAAUAGCCCAGCAGUUCAUAUACACUUAGAUUGCUGCAACGGGGCGUACAUCUCCAAUUUGAACAUUGUUGCGCCUCAGGAGAGGUCAAACAGUACUGAUGGGAUUGAUAUCUCCACAUCUUCCAACAUCAUCAUUCAGGAUUCCAAUAUUGAAACUGGUGAUGACUGCAUCGCCAUUAAUAAGGGUUCAUCUCUCAUUAACAUCACUGGUGUUUUUUGUGGACCUGGUCAUGGCAUCAGCAUUGGGAGCCUCGGACCACAGGGAUCUCAUGCAACAGUGGAAGACAUCCACGUCCGAAAUUGUACUUUCACAAGAACUUCAAAUGGAGCCAGAAUCAAGACAUGGAAGGGAGGAUAUGGGUAUGCCAGGAAGAUCACAUUUGAGGAUAUAACACUGGUGGAAGCUCGGAAACCAAUAAUUAUAAACCAAUACUAUGGGGGAGUAGAUGAAGUGACAGCAGUGGAAGUUAGUGACAUCACAUAUAGGAAUUUUAAGGGAACUUCGGCUACUGAGAAUGCAACUCAAUUGGUGUGUGACGUCAACAGAGAUUGCACCGACAUAGUGUUGGAUCAAAUUAACAUAACUUCUUCUCAACCUGGAAAGGCCACUUAUGCAUCCUGCGAGAAUGCUCAUGGCACAAGUUCUUCAUCAAAUGUCCCUGAUACAGAUUGUCUUAAAGUCUGA
Neltuma alba is the source of this 1272-nucleotide messenger RNA. Its product is annotated as probable polygalacturonase At3g15720. Gene Ontology annotation, molecular function: polygalacturonase activity. The transcript is spliced from 9 exons. NCBI's taxonomy places the organism in Eukaryota, Viridiplantae, Streptophyta, Magnoliopsida, Fabales, Fabaceae. Gene Ontology annotation, biological process: carbohydrate metabolic process. The coding region runs from base 1 to 1272 and encodes 423 amino acids. The record is from RefSeq and is a predicted model, not a curated record.